Phascolarctos cinereus (koala) is the source of this 4596-nucleotide messenger RNA. The record is from RefSeq and is a predicted model, not a curated record. Lineage: Eukaryota; Metazoa; Chordata; Mammalia; Diprotodontia; Phascolarctidae.
CUGAAAUCUGUUGCAGUGGAAGAAAAGGGACAAGGAAGCUCUUCCCGGUUUCUUCAUCCCCUUCCAUUUCCUCCCCACCCUCCCCCUUGCUCGCCCCUCCCUGAAAGGGCAAUCUCUUCUCCCUGCAUCUCUGGGCUCUCCUCCCAUCGUCUCUGCCUUCAUCACAGGUUUUGGCUGCAGCGGGAGAGGGAGUUUUUGUUGCCACCCACACCCGUCAACACUCCCAACCUCCAUUCCCACCACUGAUCUUUCCUUCUUUCCUCUCUUUUCCUUUCUCUUCAUCCUCUCAUCUCUCUCUCUCUCUCUCUCUCUCUCUCUCUCUCUUCUCUCUCUCUCUCUCCUCUCUCCUCUCUCUCUCUUUCUCUCUCAUCUGACCCCUCCCUCAUUUUUUACCCUUUGCCACUCUGUGUGGGAAUGAUGUACACAUCGGAGAGUCCAAUUUCUUCAAAGGUCUGACAGAUUUAUGCAUUUUAUUUUCAAGGAGCUGCCCUCCUCGAUUUUAAAAAAUUAAUAUUAAGAAACAAAGGGAGAGGCAGACGUUUAUUUAUUUUUAUUCUAAGACGGUUUUUUUUAAGAGGAAGAAGAUGAACUGAAAAGAUCCCCACCAUGGAGUCUCCAAUCUUAGUGACCACCACAUUCUGUUUGAUCUUCUGUCUCCUAGCAGUUUGGGGAAUUGGAGUAGACCCCUCCUUGAAAAUCGACUUCUUAACGGAUUUAGAGCUGGGGGAGUCCACGGUGGGAGUACUCCAGGUUCCUGGGCUGCACAAUGGAAGUAAAGCCUUUCUUUUUCAAGAUACUUCAAGGAGUGUAAAAGCAUCCAUUGCUACUGCUGAACAAUUUUUUCAGAAGUUACGAAAUGAGCAUGAGUUCACUAUUUUGGUGACCUUAAAACAAAUACAGUUAAAUUCAGGUGUUAUCCUAUCUAUUCAUCAUUUAGAUAAAAGAUACCUGGAACUGGAAAGCAGUGGUCAUCGAAAUGAAAUCAGGUUGCAUUACCAUUCAGGCAGUAAGCAAACUCAAACAGAGGUGUUUCCUUACAUUUUGGCUGAUGAUACAUGGCACAGACUCUCCUUAGCCAUUAGUGCCUCACAUUUGAUUUUACAUGUGGAUUGUAAUAAAAUUUAUGAAAGAGUAGUGGAAAAACCAUCCAUGGAUUUCCCUUUAGGCACAACUUUUUGGCUAGGACAAAGGAAUAAUGCGCAUGGAUACUUUAAGGGAAUAAUGCAAGAUGUGCAAUUACUUGUCAUGCCCCAGGGAUUUAUUACUCAGUGUCCAGAUCUUAAUCGCACAUGUCCAACUUGUAAUGACUUCCAUGGGCUUGUGCAGAAAAUAAUGGAGCUGCAAGACAUUUUGGCCAAAACAUCAGCUAAGCUAUCCAAUGCUGAACAGCGGAUGAAUAAAUUGAAUCACUGCUACUGUGAAAAGACCUGUACUAUGAAAGGCACUACCUACCAAGAAUCUGAAUCCUGGACAGAUGGCUGUAAGAAUUGUACAUGCAUGAAUGGCACCAUCCAGUGUGAAACACUGGCCUGUUCGUUUCCCGAUUGUCCGUCUAAGUCUGCCCCUGCUUUUGUGGAUGGCAAAUGCUGUAAGGAAUGCAAAUCCAUAUGCCAUUUUCAAGGAAGAACCUAUUUUGAAGGAGAGAAAAAAACAAUAUAUUCCUCUUCUGGAGUUUGUGUUCUCUAUGAGUGUAAGGACAAAACAAUGAAGUUUGUUGAGAAUUCAGUCUGCCAGCCCUUGAAUUGUCCAGAUUCCCACCAUAUUACUUUACCUCAUAGCUGCUGCAAAGUUUGCAAAGGUCAUGAUUUUUGUUCUGUGAGACAUAACUGCAUGGAGAAUUCAGUCUGCCAGAAUCUAAAUGACAGGGCAGUCUGUAUUUGUCAAGAUGGUUUUCGAGCCCUUCGAGAGGACAAUGCCUACUGUGAAGACAUUGAUGAAUGUGCUGAAGGACACCACUAUUGCCGGGAGAACACCAUGUGUGUCAACAUACCAGGUUCUUUCAUGUGCAUCUGCAAAGCAGGAUACCUAAGAAUUGAUGAUUAUUCAUGUACGGCAUUUUGCAAAAAUGGCUGUAGAAAUGGAGGAACCUGUAUUGCUUCCAAUGUAUGUGCCUGUCCACCAGGUUUCACAGGACCUAGCUGUGAAACAGACAUUGAUGAAUGUUCAGAUGGCUUUGUACAAUGUGACAACCGUGCUAACUGCAUUAAUCUGCCUGGUUGGUAUCACUGUGAGUGCAGAGAUGGCUACCAUGACAAUGGAAUGUUUUCACCCAAUGGAGAGUCAUGUGAAGAUAUUGAUGAAUGUAGUACUGGGAGACACAGCUGUGCCAAUGAUACCAUUUGCUUUAACCUGGAUGGUGGUUAUGAUUGCCGGUGUCCUCAUGGGAAAAACUGCACAGGAGAUUGUAUUCACAAUGAAAAAGUUAAACACAAUGGGCAGAUUUGGGUGUUAGAUAAUGACAGAUGUUCCGUGUGCUCAUGUCAGAAUGGGUUUGUCAUGUGUCGCCGGAUGGUCUGUGACUGUGAAAAUCCCACUGUUGAUCUCUUUUGCUGCCCAGAAUGUGACCUCAGGGUUACCAGUCAAUGUCUCCAUCAGAAUGGGGAAAUCUUAUACAAUAGUGGAGACACCUGGGUACAGAGUUGCCAACAGUGCCGAUGUUUGAAAGGGGAAGUUGAUUGCUGGCCUCUGCCUUGCCCAGAUUUAGAGUGUGAAUUCAGCAUGCUCCCAGAGAGUGAGUGCUGUCCACGCUGUGUCACUGACCCUUGCCAGGCUGACAUCAUACGCAAUAACAUUAUGAAGACUUGCCUGGAUGAAAUGCAUGUGGUUCGUUUCACUGGAUCUUCUUGGAUUAAGCAUGGUACUGAAUGCACCCUCUGCCAAUGCAAGAAUGGUCAUGUCUGUUGUACAGUGGAUCUACAGUGCCUUCAAGAACUAUGAAGUUAACAUCUGUCUCUAACAAGAGGUUUCUGGUUAAAGACUUUUACUUUACUAAAAAAAAAGUCCAAAAACUCAAUAGUCAAAACCAAAAUUGGACCAGUUGCAUGUGGUGAACAUGUGGAUCUAUUUUGAGCUUUUAAUUAUAGAAUUUAUAGAUCUUGAGGAAACCUCAGAUGGAAAAAUCAAUGGAUUAAGUCAGAAUACACUUCUGGCUAUUUUGUUUUUGACCUGACUAUAUGGGAUGAGUAUGGAAUACAUAGUGAUGUCAAAACUACUGGAAGCAGACACUGAUCCUGUUUGAUAUUUGAAGGCAGCUUUCUUCAUUUGGUGCAGAAAAUUAUAGCUUAUGUUAUCUUCAUAUAUUGCUUGGGGUCCUCGCUAUAACUUUUUUAGUCAGUGAAUGGAAAACAUUUUUUACAAGAUAGAUAACCUAUGAUGUUUUAUGUAUAAUACAUACUCAGAAAAAAAAUACAAGUUACAGGAAAAAAUGUAUAGGCAUGGAUGCUUAAUGUUUUCUGAUGGGAAAGUCAUCUCUAUUUACUUCGGGGAGUGUGUGUGUGUGUGUGUGUGUGUGUGUGUGUGUGCAUGCGCGUGUGUGCACAUGUGCGCAUUUAAUAGUACUUGAUUAAAUUCUUGUGCAAAAUUUAAAUAAAUAUCUCUUACAUUAUAUUUGUGACCUUUUGAGUACCCCUCCCCUUUUAAAAGAGAAUGUAUCCUCUUAUUCUUCUAAGUUCAUCUAUACUUUUCUCACAAAUGGAUCAAUCCUCAUUUGUGUUUUCCCAUCAGGCUCCUUAAAGUGUUUUUUUCCUUGAAAUGAGACCAAGGAACAAAUGGUGGGAGAGGGGAAAGUAAGAGGCAGGAGUUUUAUUACAUCAUAUAUCAGUGAAAUUCCCUAGAGAAUAUGUCUUCAGGACUUGUCUCUUCUAGCUUUAAAAUUGUAUGAUCUCAUUUAUCUAAGGUAAUAAUAGAAAGCCCUAAUUUGUUACAAGAAACAUAAGCCUUGCUGGAAUGAUACAACUUCUGAUUAGUCCCCUAGUAAUUGCUGAGGAACCUUCCCCUCAAAGUCCAACCUUCAAACUUUCUCCCUUAGACUUGUCUCCUGUUGGACAGACUUUCUCAUCCUUGGACUUCCAGGCAAUUAGGAAGGAGGGAAUUUCUCUGCCGUCCUCCCAAAAGCACUAAUAGCUUACAGCAAAAUCACUUGGAAGCAUGAAAUGGACCUUGAGCCUCAGGUUGCCUCUUUUUGCCUUUCCCUGAAUAUAGUUUAGUAACUAGAAAUGGAUCUUUCUAGCAUUGGUGGUUAGUUACCACAUGGGUCAAGAGUUAAAGAACUUAAGGUUUAGGAAUCUAAAUUUAAGUUUUUGCAACAAAAUGCUUCUCAAGGGAAAAAUGAUCAUCGCUAGGAUCAUCCUGUAGCUGGGAAGGACUAAAGGCAGCCAUUCCAGGAGAGAUGAACUUGUUAGUUAGCCAGAUGGUGCAGGUCUAAAGUGAAUGCAAAAUAUCAAUCCAGCUGUUUCAAUCAUGGUCUUUAUUUUGGGGGGAGGAGUCUAAUGAGGCCAUUUGAGAUAUAUUAUGAUUCCUGUAUCUGUUCAUACACUAAAUAAUUUGUGUUUUAUGCAUUUUUGUGGUGGAGGAAAUAAACCACUAACUUGAUAAUCA